Messenger RNA from Penicillium verhagenii, 1386 nucleotides. It is a transcript of the gene ppmA, whose product is annotated as type 2C protein phosphatase PTC7. The record is from RefSeq and is a predicted model, not a curated record. The transcript has a single exon. The coding region runs from base 1 to 1386 and encodes 461 amino acids. Lineage: Eukaryota; Fungi; Ascomycota; Eurotiomycetes; Eurotiales; Aspergillaceae.
AUGGUCUCGCCAAGUCUUUCGUGUCGAGUCUGCAGUUCCACCUGCAGCCUCCAAACCCUUGUUCGUGACGGACUUAUCUCCAUCUCCGCUCACUCCAGCGCCCCCCAAUCCAUCUUCUUUUCUUCUUUACGAACUCGUCCUGCAUGGUCACUUUUCCCUCACCAUGCCUUGAACCGAGAAUCCCGAAAAUCCUUUCACUCCACCCCCAACCGCCGCUCCGCUCCUCCCCCCUCCCGCAUCUCCUAUCGGGUUGCCGUGUCGUCGUCCGGUAAAGGACGCCGCUUCCACCCCCUCAAAAAUGCUUAUAAUUUCGACCCCAGCGUUUCAGACGCCAUAGGAGUCUCCACAGACAAAAACCAGGCAAUCCGGCGACGAAGCCGUCCGGACAGCGGGGAGGAUGCUUUCUUUGUGAGCCGCAUCGGCACUCACCGACAAGGUGAACAAGGUCCGGAUGAGGCGGAGGCAGUAGCUUUCGCUGUCGCAGAUGGUGUCGGUGGCUGGACUGAGUCUCGCGUUGACCCGGCGGAUUUUUCUCACGGCAUAUGUGGCUAUAUGGCCGACACAGCAUUGGCUUGGGACCAGACUGCGGAUAAACUGCGACCCAAGCAAUUGCUGCAGUCAGGCUAUGACCAAGUAGUCGCCGACCCACAUAUCAAAGCCGGAGGAAGUACUGCCUCAGUAGGUGUUGCCUUGCCCGAUGGACGUGUUGAGUUGGCGAACCUGGGUGAUUCAGGCUCGGUUUUGCUUCGUCUUGCUGCCGUGCACCAUUACUCUACGCCUCAAACACAUGGCUUUAACACACCCUACCAACUGAGCCUUAUCCCGGCCAAAAUGCGUGCGCAAGCCUCCACUUUUGGCGGGGCUUACCUAGAAGAUUUCCCUCGUGAUGCAUCUGUCACCAAUGUCCAAGUUCAGCAUGGCGAUGUGCUUAUUCUCGCUACAGACGGCGUCUUCGAUAAUCUCAACAACCAGGAUAUUCUCAAACUUGUGUCGAGUCGUAUGCUGUUGACGGGAGCUUGGACGGCUACCGCGGACUAUGGCAUUGGCGUUUCAGAUAACCUUCGUGAGCUUACAACACCGGGUGGUCUUGCCUCUGCAUUCCCUCCUCCGUCAGGGCCAUCGAAGGCCCAUCACGGCUCAAAGGGAAAAGACAAAGACUUGUCAUCUCACCCGGAAUCUCCACUCACCCUUCAAUCACUUCUGGCGGCUUCCAUCGCUGGUGAGGCCAAGGUUGCCAGUGUUGACUUCCGCCGUGAUGGUCCUUUCGCCAAGGAGGCUCAACGCUAUUACCCAGGCGACUAUUACCGCGGCGGCAAGGUCGAUGAUAUUUGCGCCCUUGUCCUUGUGGCCAUUGAUGAGAGCAUCGUUGGCAACGAUUCUAAGUAA